GGGCCGCCCGGGACGCGCGCGGCUCGCUCGGGCCGAAUCGCGGCGGCCGCCGCGGGGCACAUGACUGCGGGCUCAGCCUCCGCCCCGCCCGUUUCCCCGCGCAGCUGCUGGCCGUCGCCUCCCGGGGCUGCGGCGAACCGGGCCGGCGAGCGUCACCGCCCUGCGCGCUCCCUCUCUCGCUCCUGACUAAGCGGGGCCGGCGCCCGACUGCCCGAGCGAGGGAAACCGAAACCGAAGCGGGUCGUCCCCUCCCCGGACCGCCAGGCAGGCGCGCGGGAGCCGGAGCCCAGCCGCGGAGCCGGGAGCCGCGCGCAGAGCCGGGACCGCGGGCACCUCGGGGUCGCGGGUGUUCAGGCCGCUGCAGCCGCGGCCCCUCCCUCCUUCCUGUCGAGUCGCCGGCCCGCGAGGCCCGGCCCGGGAGCGGCGCGCAAAAUGGGCAGGUGCUGUUUCUACACGGUCGGGACGCUGUCCCUGCUCCUGCUGGUGACCAGCGUCACACUGCUGGUGGCUCGGGUUUUCCAGAAGGCCGUGGACCAGACCAUCGAGAAGAAUAUUGUAUUAAGGAAUGGUUCCGAGACCUUUGAUUCCUGGAAGAAGCCCCCUCUGCCUGUGUAUGCCCAGUUCUAUUUCUUCAAUGUCACCAAUCCAGAGGAGAUCCUCAGAGGGGAGACUCCCCGGUUAGAAGAAGUGGGGCCAUAUACCUACAGGGAACUUCGAAGCAAAGCAGAUAUUCAAUUUGGAGAUAAUGGAACAACAAUAUCUGCUGUUAACAACAAGGCCUAUGUUUUUGAACGAAAUCAAUCUGUUGGAGAUCCUAAAGUUGACUUGAUUAGAACGUUAAAUAUUCCUGCAGUGACUGCCAUGGAAUGGGCCCAGCUCCGCUUCCUCCGGGAGCUCAUCGAGGCCCUGCUGAAGGCCUAUCAGCAGACGCUCUUUGUGACACACACCGUGGACGAACUGCUCUGGGGCUACAAAGAUGAGAUCCUUUCCCUCAUCAGUGUUUUCAAACCGGAGAUCUCACCCUAUUUUGGCCUGUACUAUGGGAAAAAUGGGACUAAUGACGGAGACUAUGUUUUUCUAACGGGAGAAGAUAAUUACCUUGACUUUACAAAGAUUGUGGAAUGGAAUGGAAAAACGUCACUUGACUGGUGGACAACGGACAAGUGCAAUAUGAUUAAUGGAACAGACGGAGAUUCUUUUCACCCGUUAAUAAACAAAGAUGAAAUUCUUUAUGUCUUCCCAUCUGAGUUUUGCAGAUCAGUAUAUAUAACCUUCAGUGACUUUGAGAGUGUGCAGGGACUGCCUGCUUUUCGGUAUAAGGUGCCUGGAGAAGUACUAGCCAAUACCUCGGACAAUGCCGGCUUCUGUAUACCUAAAGGAAACUGCCUGGGCUCAGGAGUUUUGAAUAUCAGCAUCUGCAAGAAUGGUGCACCUAUUAUUUUAUCUUUCCCACACUUCUACCAAGCAGAUGAGAGGUUUGUUUCUGCCAUAGACGGCAUGCAUCCCAAUAAGGACUAUCAUGAGACAUUUGUGGACAUUAAUCCUUUGACUGGAAUUAUUCUAAGAGCUGCCAAGAGGAUCCAAAUCAAUGUUUAUGUGAGAAAGUUUGACGACUUUGUUGAAACAGGAAGCAUUAGAACCAUGGUUUUCCCAGUGAUGUAUAUCAACGAGAGUGUUCUCAUUGAUAAAGAGACUGCGAGUCAACUGAAGUCUGUGAUAAACACUACUCUGAUCAUCACCAACAUACCCUACAUUAUCAUGGCGCUGGGUGUUUUGUUUGGUUUGAUCUUCACCUGGCUUGCAUGCAGAGGACAGGGAUCCAUGGAUGAGGGAACCGCAGAUGAAAGAGCACCCCUCAUACGAACCUAACUGUGGCCCGAGCUUGGGGAAGGAACCAUGUGAGCUGUCCUAACCUGGACCACAACGUGAGGAAACUAUCCACGUCUUCAUGGGCAUGGUGCCUGCUGCAGAGAGGAGGGAGGAGACCCCGUGCUGGCAAGCGACGAGAGCAUUCCGGCAGGAGGUUAAAGAACAGACUGACCUGGUUGGCCAUUAGGCUUUAUAAAAUUGUUUUGUUUUUCAUGUGUCUAGCAAGUAUUUAAUAAACUCUUGUAUAGUAAUUUUUGUUGUUGUUGGGUGCUGGUAGCUCCAGAAUUCUGUGACCACCGUUGUGGUUAAAAUAUGUCUGCAUCACUUGUUAACGUUCCUUGGUCUAACCUUAGUAAGUAUGCUUCAUUUACCAAACUUUGUGCUCAAAAUAUAUAAAUACUAUUUUACGUUGUAUUCCUCCAUUCCUUUCACCCCCAAAACAGAAGUAAAUACGAGUUCGGAACCCAGGGUAAAAUAGCCUCAUUCAGUACAUCACUAAAAUGCAUCUAGUUUCCUCUUUUUAAAAAGUUACAUAAUUAUAUUUCAUAUGCUAACCUUCAGUUCAUAAUUCCUCCAAGAAAGUAAUUCAGUCUUUUGACUUUCAAACUGUCUGGGAACCAAGCAGGGAAGGGGUUGGGUGGGGUGAGGUAGGCAGUGGGGCAACAACCCUCAAGUUGAUUGAUAGUGAUAAGCACCUGUGGAUUUUUUACUUGUACUUUUGUGAAUCGAGAGAAUGCACAAAUAAUGUUGGUGAGGACAAGUACAGAUAUUUCAUAUGGAGUAGAAGGAAAUGCUAGUUAUGACAUUUGUGGGUAGUUUGUUGUUUUUUUUAGUCAGAAUGAUCUUGAUGUGAAAAGGUGCUUCUGGGAGGUAUCAUCAGUAACUGAUUUUUUCCUCCAGUCAUCCUUGCCAAAUAUGAUACUGUAUUAAUUACAAUACUAUUGAGUAACUUUGCAAAAUUAUUUAUGAAUAUGGGAAACCCAUUCAUCCACAGCCUGAGUUACACAUACAUUUUGGGAAGUCUGACUGCACUAACAAAAUGUUUCUUCUGGGGAAGUUUUCUUGGGAACUUUGAAAUUGUUUUUGUAAGUUGUUUUUCUUUCCUCACAUUUGGUCCCUUCCAGUGUUCUGUGGGUCACUGUCACUCACUGAAUAGAGAAAAAUGUGCCCUACACUUCCUGUGACAAUCAUUUUGCUGACAGAAUGAAUGAUGGUGUUUUAAAAUAUUGUACAGAAAAUGCUUUAAAGAAAGGUCCCUUGGGAUCCAGAAGCAGCGUCUUCUCAGAAGACCUUUUGACUUUCAAUGCAACCUAAGUCAGUCAGAGGAUAGGAACCGUCAUAUGUCACAAAAUCCAAGCCCGUUUAAGAGCAUUUUCUUUGAGUAGUGAAGUUCAGUAUUCAUUUUUGAUUAAGAAACCUACAUAGUUAUCCAGCAAAAUGCACAUAGAAUUUCUUAACAACUGAAUCAUCUUACAGGAUUUUCUGUAUAAAACUGGAUUUCAAUGUAAGCAAAUGAAGAAAAAAGCCAUGGGUUUCACAAAUACAGCUUCUGAUCCCUGUGUGGAGGUAAUAAAUCCCAUUACUUGCCCCAAUUUCCUUCUGUCUACACUAAAGCAACAUGUGACAUAUUCCCUUCUUGAAGGGGCAGUUCAUUAAACCUUCAGCUUCUCUAUAAAUUAAGAAAUAUUUUGUAAAUAUUCUAAAUCACCAAAAUGUAAAAAACUAAAUUGAAAAUAUUGUCAGUAAUACCAAAUACCUAGAUUUUUUAAAUUUAUCAAUAUUUAACUGUGUAAUUGGCACACCUUAUUCUUUUAUGCACCUACUUAUCCACAUAUAAGCCAGUGUGUAUUUAUUGGUUCAUCUUGUUAUCAGGAUAUAGUCACUUGUGAGGAGGAAAUUUUUCAAUACUAGGAAUGGUAACAGUUGAUAUACACUUUAAACUGAACCCCACACAUGUGGGGAGAUCAAACACAUAGUACUUCCAUACGAUUCUAAUAGUUAUUUGGCUUAAAAUCACAUUUGAUAUUAUCUUUCUGAAAAAUCUGUGACAAACCCAGAAACUGCAGUCAAGAUUAUAGAUUGAUUAAGAACUUAUGUGCCUAUUUGGUCUUAGGUUGAAAAUAACAAACUAUUACUCAUGCUUAUUCUCUUGGAGCCAUUAUCCUGGAAAGGCCUCCAAAGUCUUUGUGAUUGUCAUAAUCCCAGAAUGUGUGUGUCCUGUACUAUGAUACUCACUAGAGAGAAACCAGAGAGAGGUUACCUCACUUCUCUUAGGGAAAAUUGGGAAUUGAACACAGGACAAGAAAUGGGCUUUGCCACUUUUAGCUCAAGGCUUUUCCUACUGGACUUUAUUUCCUCAUGUUCUAGAACGAUCACUGGUCAAGUGGAGCAAGUACUAUAUGACUAACCCCUAUUGGGGUUUUUACCUAAGGGAGGCUAGUUUGGUUUUUUUUUUUUUUUUUUUUUUUUAAUUUAAAUUGCUUGAGAUAGGAGUUCUACAAAAGGUGACCUUCACACUUGGCCCUCUGGGCAUUAUUACUAGAAUUAAUUGCUUGUGGCUAUUAAACAGAAUACUGACCAGAAUGCUCUUCAUGUAGCUUAAAUAGGUGGUUCAUUUCAUGUGAUUCUUGACAUGUUUAUUUCUACCCUUAAUGCAAUGAAGUAUUUCACUAAUAAAACUGUUUAUAUGAAAUUGCA
This is a messenger RNA of Felis catus (domestic cat), 4566 nucleotides long. RefSeq names its product scavenger receptor class B member 2 (gene SCARB2). Lineage: Eukaryota; Metazoa; Chordata; Mammalia; Carnivora; Felidae. Gene Ontology annotation, biological process: receptor-mediated endocytosis; protein targeting to lysosome. Gene Ontology annotation, molecular function: scavenger receptor activity. Gene Ontology annotation, cellular component: lysosome; membrane; cytoplasm. The transcript is spliced from 12 exons. The record is from RefSeq and is a predicted model, not a curated record. The coding region runs from base 433 to 1869 and encodes 478 amino acids.